AUGCGCCCCUGUACCGCCUCCUCAUGCUGCUGCCAGGCCCUUAAUCUGCCAUGGGCCCCCGUACCGACUCCUCAUGCUGCUGCCAGGCCCGUAAUCUGCCAUGGGCCCCUGUACCGCCUCCUCAUGCUGCUGCCAGGUCCAGAGUGUCUCAUGGGUCCCUGUACGGCCUCCCAUUGCUGCUGUCUCUAUCGCCACACUCUGCCAUGUGCCACUUUCAGGUCUCCUCACACUGCUGGUGGUUUCCAUUUUUGUCAUAGGGUGCUGUAUGGCCUCCCAUUGCUGCUGCCUCCACCGCCACACUGUGGCUCCACACUCUGGUUUUGGCCCCGUGACUGGCCAAAUGAGUGAAGUGUGCGGUGAUUCUAAGAUCGACGGCACUCAUCUGCAUGUCAUACUGCCUGACAGUAUUAUUUCUCUUCCCCAGCAGACUCCAAGGGCAUUUAAAUUAAAGGUACAGUGUUCAGCACUAAUAUUA
Molecule: messenger RNA, 475 nt
Organism: Staurois parvus
Lineage: Eukaryota; Metazoa; Chordata; Amphibia; Anura; Ranidae
Source: the annotation of a GenBank genome assembly